AUGGUGAACACGACGGCGGGCGUGAACAAGGCGGCGGCCCAGGGUGGGGGUCUGCGGCUGGCGUCGCUGAACCACAUCUCGGUGGUGUGCCGGUCGCUGGAGAGCUCGCUGGCAUUCUACUGCGACGUCCUCGGCUUCUUCCCCAUCCGCCGCCCAGGAUCCUUCGACUUCGACGGCGCAUGGCUAUUCAACUUCGGGAUCGGCGUGCAUCUGCUGCAGGCCGAGGACCUAGAGGGCAUGCCGCCCAUGAAGACAGAGAUCGACCCCAAGGACAACCACAUCUCCUUCACGGUACGCCGACCUUCUUUUUCUUCUUGUUGUUGAUGAAUAGCAUUACCCCUGCACUUCUUCUGGCCCCAAAUGCCAUGCAUCCGCAUCUACUUAAUCUGAAAUCUAUCCUCAGGUCACUGGCCACUACACUAGCGGCAUUUCACUUGUUAACGA
Lolium rigidum is the source of this 444-nucleotide messenger RNA. Its product is annotated as glyoxylase I 4-like. NCBI's taxonomy places the organism in Eukaryota, Viridiplantae, Streptophyta, Magnoliopsida, Poales, Poaceae. The coding region runs from base 1 to 324 and encodes 107 amino acids. The record is from RefSeq and is a predicted model, not a curated record. The transcript is spliced from 2 exons.